This is a messenger RNA of Penaeus chinensis, 929 nucleotides long. RefSeq names its product glycine-rich protein-like. The record is from RefSeq and is a predicted model, not a curated record. NCBI's taxonomy places the organism in Eukaryota, Metazoa, Arthropoda, Malacostraca, Decapoda, Penaeidae. The coding region runs from base 66 to 431 and encodes 121 amino acids. The transcript has 4 exons.
UAAGUCGACUAUUUUGCCGUCAACAAUAACACGUCUCUGUGUCUUCAUUUUCAGUGGACUCUACCAUGGCUUACUCGAGAUAUAUGGUCACCGUCGCUUUGUGGGCGUGUCUCGCGGGCGCCUUGGAAGCAGCGGCCCUCCCUGCUGCCGGGCCGAAAGCAGAAGCAGACGCAGAGGCCAAAGCAGAUCCCUUUCACCUCGGGUUGGGUCUGCCGCUCCUUGGGGGACUCUACGGAGGCUACGGAGGUUAUGGUCUCGGUCUCGGUCUCGGGAGCCUGACUGGUCUCGGAUUCGGCGGCUUGAGCGGUCUCGGUCUCGGCGGAUUGGCGGGUCUCCACGGUCUCCACGGUCUCUACGGUCUGGGCAACUUGGGGCUCGGCGGUCUCGGCGGUCUCUACGGUCUCGGUCUCGGUCUCGGUCUGGGAUGGUGAGUUUUCGGUAAAACGAAUUUCUUAAUCGAGAGAUCUUCUCAACGCGCGUCAACUCAUUAUUUCCUUGCUGGUAGCUCAUAUACAGCCAUUCUCCUGGAAGAAAAAAAAAAAAAAAAAGAGUCAAAUAUUGAAGAAUUAUGUGAUUGCGUGCAAGAUGUCCUGUGCAAGACGACUCAGCGUGCGAUGUGAUUGGCUAGGAAGCUUGGGAAUUCGUGCCUAGUCAUUGGUUAGUUGGUUUGAAUUUGGAGCUCCGUGAUUGGUUGGGCGGGAUGGUGACGCGGCAGGUUGGUGUGACACAGGCUCGUGAUUGGUCGAUUUGAUAAGUGUGCUGGACUUUUAAUUGGUUGGAUUUUUGAAAAACUUUCUGUAACCGUAACUUUCUUUUAGAUGGGCCAGAAGCACGUGGUCAAACUUUGCAUAUUUUGGCAUUAUUUCAAGUUGAAGUUGGCACAUAUAAUUGAUCAGUUUAUGAUUUUUUAUUCUUUCUUUAAAUUAUUA